AUGCAGCUUUUUUCAGACGUUGUUCCAAAGACAGCAGAGAAUUUUAGAGCUCUCUGUACAGGUAAAUAUCGUGGUUUCUAAAAUCACAUGAAUUCUCAUUCCGGUGGUGCUAACGGGAUUGAUUGUAAUGUUUUGGCUCUUCCACAAUGUUUUUCAGAGGACUUUUCUAAGUAGUUUGCCAACCUGUCUACGUUGGUUUGCUCCUUUGCAGGUGAACUCGGAACAGGAGCAACGACCGCAAAACCUCUGCAUUACAAAGGCACCGCCUUCCAUCGUAUCAUCAAGGGGUUCAUGGCUCAAGUAUGUGAUCUUUCUUCUUGAAGAUAGGCUCUGUUAACCCUAGACGAAGCAAAUGCCUAUGUUUUAUGGGUACUCUUGGUUAGAUGUGAUGGCCUUUGUCUUGUAGUCAAGUUAUUCUUGUUUAUUCUGUAGGAUACAGGGCUGAUGGUCUCGACUGCUUUUCUUGUGAUGUAUUUUUUUUAAGGUUGUAUGUUGUUAAGUUGUCUACCUUCAUGUUUCGUGCAAUUUAACGUGUAAAAGUUAUCAUACAUAUGAGCAUUUUGAAAUCUGUUCUCACGGGCAUUUAUGAUUUUUUCUCAUUUACAGGGCGGUGACUUCUCAAGAGGAGAUGGUAAGUUCUCUCUGGUCCUUAAAUCCUUUUUCUUUUUUUUUUGGGGGGGGGGGGAUUGAUCUCACUGUCCGUUACUCUCAUUCGGAGUAGACUAAGUUCAUACUAUUACAUUUGAACUUCAACACUGUCAGUUAUGACUGUUAAAUCAUAUUUGAACUUCAACAUUAUUAUUCGUUUUGUGUCCGAAUUUGUUGUUUUCAUUCUAAGAAGUAUAAUUUUUCUCAGUAAUCAAUUUUUCAUUGAAUAGUAAACAUUAUUAUUCAUUGUACGUUUCUCUAUGAAAGGCAUCUUUCGAUCAUUGCAAAUCUACCGCCAUACAAUUUUACUCAAUUUCAUGGCAUCUGUACGUCUACAUUUUAGUUAAAAGGGCUAGACAUAUGGGCGAACGAAAAGUUGGGAAUGAUAGGUUUCCCUUUUUGAGAGAUGAAGAGAGUGCGGUCAACACAAAAAAUAACAGAACUAAGUGGUGCAGUUAAGCUUGUAGUAACCUUAUGACCCAAAUAUCCUUUUCUCCUUAAUGUGAAUAUUUAGCUCUUAUGUGUGAUGUACGAGCUACAAACUAUUUAAUGACUACUGGUUACAAAAAAUUAAUGGUUUAGAGAUGCAUUGUUUGUUCUUCAUUGGGACUAUGAAGUUUUUGUGUGAUGCAUUGUUUGUUCCCAUUCAGUGGGCAUUUCUAUCGAUCGUUAGUUUUAUAUGUACGCAAAUGAUUGAUGUCUGAUAUAUGAAAUUUCAUGUUUUCUUUGUUCAGGAAAAGGGGGGGAGAGCAUAUAUGGUGGGAAGUUUGCUGGUGAGUGUAAUUUGUCUAAUAGUCUCUCAGAACGGAUUUCAUCGUUGUAUUAUAUUUGAACAAUCCGUUGGAUACCUGCCUUGGAUAUCUGCAGAGCCUAUUGUCUUACAUCCUGGCUGGGAGAGAAGAAGAUCAUCCUGGCUAAAUAAUGAUAAAUUUUCCUUUCUUUUCUGUGGAUCCAAGAUAUGAAAACAGUGGCCUCGUCUCUGGAUCUCGUAGGAUCUUCCUCAGCACGAUCAGUUUUUUAUGUUUACUCGCUUUCUAACAUGAUGUGGCAUUUCGUUGGGUUCUUGAAACAACAUGACGGUCCGGUCUACCCAGAAAUAUUUGUAGUCAGGUGUCGUGUUCUUGUUGUUGAAUGUCGUUUAGCAGUGGGUAAUGUUGUGUUUAUUUAUUACUCAUCCAUCCACUGCCAUGACGACAAUAAGGCGCAGUUUGUUUUGUGAUGAAAGCCAACUCAAAAUUUGGCUGGAAAUGGACUCGUGAAAUUAUGUUUGGAGACGGAGUAAUUAGUUUUUAUGCUUUGCAUUUUUUCGCCGACUGGAACUUAAUCAUUCGUACUCUCACAAUAGUACCACACUGACUUCAUACAGAUGAGAACUUUACACUACGACAUGAUGGACCUGGAAUCCUGUCAAUGGCAAAUGCUGGCCGUGAUACCAAUGGAUCUCAGUUUUUUAUAACCUUUAAAGCUACACCUCAUCUUGACGGGUACCCAGCUUCUAAUUUCUUAUCAAUUGCCUUGGUUUUUAGUCUUUUAUUUCAUUACGAAUUUUUUCCUUGUACUUUUGAUGUAUAAGUUGGAUUACAACUACUUAUAGGCUUUUCUUUUUGUCUACUAAAGGAAACAUGUAGUUUUUGGCAAGCUUGUUCAAGGGCAUGAAUUUCUAAAGAGAUUGGAGGCUGUUGAAACUGAUGACACAAGGCCUAUCCAUCCCGUGAAGAUUGUUGAUUGUGGUGAAACAUCUGGGGUGGCAACGGAAGUGAAUGGUACCCUAUCUGUCCUAAAAGAUCUUGCUAACAGGAUGAAGUGA
Messenger RNA from Spirodela intermedia, 2455 nucleotides. The record is from the annotation of a GenBank genome assembly. NCBI's taxonomy places the organism in Eukaryota, Viridiplantae, Streptophyta, Magnoliopsida, Alismatales, Araceae.